CAUGACUAUCAAAACCCAUCAAAACAUUCAGAUGGAGCAGACGAUGGCAGACCUACGGUACGUGAAACAAUUCAAUCCUUCCCCACCAUUUCUCCCACACUGAAAUCCCCAAAUUGAUUUCCUCAUAAAAUUUCCAUUAACUUCUAGUUAUUGUUUCACCGAAUGACAAUAAUAAAAUGGAAAGAAUGUGACAUUAUUGCCUGGGGCUGUGAUACCUGUGAUGAAUAACCUCAAAGAAAUGUGGAGAUCAGCGAAUCACCUGGAGAGGCUGUCAUUCCCCCUGGGACUGGUGAAAUCAGCCCGUGAGAUAUUGAGAUGUCAGUUGAGAGGUGUUGGAUCAUCAAGUGACCCUGGACUCCCUGAGGAAUCUCAAGUGGUGAUAUGUGGAGGUGGGGUAAUGGGUGCAGCUGUUGCUUACCAUCUCGCUGUGAUGGGCUGGGGUUCACGAACAAUAAUCUUAGAAAGUGGACGAACGGGCGAGGGAACGACGUGGCAUGCAUCAGGACUGGUGGGUGCCUUCAAGCCGAGUUUAGCACAAGUGAAAUUAACCCAGGACAGUAUUGCCCUGUACAAGGACCUGGAGGAGAAGGGGCUGCCAACUGGCUGGAAACAGUGUGGGAGUCUGUCUCUAGCCCGAACGAGAGACAGGAUGACAGUCUUCAGGAGGAUGAAGGCCCAGUCUGUAUCGAGAGACAUCGAGUGUCACUUGGUGACUCCAGAGGAAGCCCAGGAGCUCUGUCCCCUCAUUCAAGUCGACGACCUGGUGGGUGGAAUAUGGAUUCCAGGGGAUGGUGUAGCGGAUCCCUAUCAAACCUGUUUGACGUUGAUCAAAGAAGCUCAGAGACAGGGGGUGCAAGUAUUCGAGAACUGUCGAAUAACAAGAGUUGAUACCACAGAUGGAAGAGUCGAUGGGGUCCAGACAUCAAAAGGCACCGUCAAAUGCCAGCACUUCGUCAAUUGCGCUGGAUUCUGGGCGAGGAAUGUUGGUAAAUUAAGUCAUCCCCACGUGAAAGUCCCACUGCAUCCAGUAGAGCACUACUAUCUCCACACAAAACCCAUUCCUGGACUGGAAUCGAUGACUCCAGUUGUUCGUGAUCUCGAUGGCUACGUCUAUUUCAGAGAGAACAACGGGAGAAUUCUGGCUGGGGGUUUUGAGCCACUGGCCAAACCCGCCUUCGAGGAUGGAAGAAUACCUGAGACCAUCGCCGAGAGAGUCCUCCCAGAGGACUGGGACCACUUUCAUGUGCUAUUAGAGCAAAUUCUUCACCGGGUACCAGCCCUCGGGGACAUUGAGCUCGAGAGAUUGUGCAAUUGUCCAGAGGCAUUUUCCCCUGAUUGCAAGUGGAUCGUUGGAGAGGCACCGGAAAUUAGAAAUUAUUACGUCGCUGCUGGAAUGAAGACUAUUGGAGUGUCAGCAGCUGGUGGCGUAGGUCGUGCAACAGCUGAACUCAUAAUAAAUGGGUCAACGUCCCUAGAUAUGUACGAGAUUGACGUCUCACGAUUUCUUGGUCUUCACAAUAACAGAAAAUUCCUGAGAGAUCGAGUGAGAGAGGUACCCAGCACUCAUUACGCCCUUCAGUACCCUCACAUGGAGUUCAAGACAGGAAGAAAUUUGCGGAUGUCACCGAUCUACUCGAAGCUCAAGGAAGCGGGUGCUGUUUUUGGUCAGGUGAUGGGGUACGAGAGGCCCUCGUGGUUUCAACUGGAUGAGAACGACGUCGACCCUCUCGAUGGACUGCAAACGUACAAAAUAGCUUCGACCAAUACUUUUGGAAAGCCCUCGUGGUUCGGCCCAGUGGGAAGGGAAUAUGCAGCUUGCAGAGAGACAAUUGGCCUGAGUGAUUACUCUUCCUUCACGAAGAUCGACCUCUGGUCGAAGGGUGAAGAAGUCGUGAAUUUUCUCCAGUACCUGUGCUCCAACGAUGUUGAUGUACCGGUUGGGAGUAUAAUUCAUACUGGAAUGCAGAAUCAUCGGGGAGGAUACGAGAAUGAUUGCAGUUUAGCUAGAAUAUCUCACAAUCACUACAUGAUGAUUGCCCCAACGAUUCAGCAGACUCGCUGCAAACACUGGAUCAGACGACAUCUGCCUGGCGAUGGCUCUGUUGCUUUUUCAGAUGUCACGUCAGCUUACACUGCAAUUUGCAUCAUGGGCCCUGCCACUAGGUCAUUAUUGACUGAACUCACUGAUGACGACCUGAGCCCCAAGAGUUUUCCCUUCUUCACGUUUAAGGAGUUGGAUGUGGGUCUCGCUAAUGGCGUCAGGACGAUGAACCUCACCCACACUGGGGAGUUGGGAUAUGUUCUUUAUAUUCCAAAUGAAUUUGCUCUUCAUAUUUAUACGAGACUUCUCGAAGCCGGUGCUAAAUAUGGAAUAAAUCAUGCUGGGUAUUAUGCAACGAGGGGAUUGAGAGUUGAGAAAUUCUACGCAUUCUGGGGACAGGAUCUUGACACGUUCACGACUCCUCUGGAGUGUGGCAGGUCCUGGCGAGUUAAAUUCGAUAAAGAUAUCGAUUUCAUCGGUCGUGAUGCGCUCCUCAGGCAGAGAGAGCAGGGAGUAACUCGAAAAUACGUACAACUUCUUCUCAAUGAUCAUGAUCCUGAGUUUGACACCUGGUGCUGGGGGGGUGAGCCGAUCUACAGGAAUGGAAAGUACUGUGGUAUGACCACCACCACUGGCUAUGGAUACACCUUCAGAACUCAAGUUUGUCUCGGAUUUGUACAGAAUUUGGAUGACAUUGGGAGAACUCAGGAGGUUACUAACGAGUAUGUACUCUCUGGGGAUUACGAGGUCGACGUGGCUGGAAUAAAAUUUCAUGCCAAAUGCAAUCUUCAUAGCCCCAAUCUACCCACUAAAUUCCCAGACACCGAACGAGACUCUUAUCACGCAACCAGAGAUAAUUUGAAUGCAUGAUUUUUGUCGAGACGAACCCCUCGUGGAAAUUAAAUCAAGAUUCUGUCAUAUUGUAUUUAAUUAUGAAUUACUUGCGCUGAAGCGGCCGGGACGUGGAUGAAAUUCCCCUUUCCAAAAAAAAGUAACCCUUUUUUUUUACCAAGGAUUUUGUGAGGACAUCAUAAAAUGACAGCCAAUGUAUGUGAUACAUUUUUUAAAAACAGAAUUUGACAUUUUUGACGAAAAUCUGACAGAAUCUGAUGAUCUAGUAUUCACGAGGGAUUUUUCACCCUCAAUCUGCCAACAGCUGUCAAUCUCUCAAUCUGCCAUCGACGAAAUUUAGUAAAUUGUGCAGUUUAUUGCAAGUAAAUACAUGAAACUUCCUCCAGAAGUAAUCAAUUAAUCUAUAAGAGAAAAAGAAAAAUAAGAUGAUAUUUUAUCACUAUCAAUGUACACUCUAUUGAACACCAUUCUUUGUUAUUUAUACAUCGCUGUAAUCCAUUAUCUUCGUAGAGAUUAGUAUUGUCAACUAUAAUUUUGUGAUAUUUUGUACCCAAAUAUACUUGCAAUAUAAAAUGCUCCCAUUA
This is a messenger RNA of Fopius arisanus, 3477 nucleotides long. Its product is annotated as pyruvate dehydrogenase phosphatase regulatory subunit, mitochondrial. Gene Ontology annotation, molecular function: protein binding; oxidoreductase activity. The transcript has 2 exons. NCBI's taxonomy places the organism in Eukaryota, Metazoa, Arthropoda, Insecta, Hymenoptera, Braconidae. The record is from RefSeq and is a predicted model, not a curated record. Gene Ontology annotation, cellular component: cytoplasm; mitochondrion; mitochondrial matrix. The coding region runs from base 221 to 2911 and encodes 896 amino acids.